GUCUGUAUGCAAAACAGUACAAAAUAUUAUGUAAAGUGAUUAUUAGGCUAUUCAGGAAACAAUCUAAACUCCUAAGCAGUACUAAGAAAUGGCGUCUCGCUUCAGUGGUGCCCUCCAGCUCACCGAUCUAGACGAUUUCAUUACUCCGUCGCAGGAAUGCAUAAAACCAGUAAAGAUUGAGAAGCCAAAAACCAAAACUGGUGCCAAAAUCAAGAUAGGCGCCGAUGGAUACUUUGAUAUCAGUGAAGGGAGGGAGCAGAAGCUUCAAAAGGUGGAGAUCACGUUGGCUGACUGUCUUGCCUGCAGCGGAUGCAUCACUUCAGCAGAGAGUGUAUUAGUCACACGGCAGAGUCAGGAGGAGUUGCUAAAGGUGUUCUCAGAGCGCAAACACACAGACAGCAAAGGUGUGACCCAAGACGUGAGCGUGAUCGUGAUCUCCUUGUCGCCGCAACCCGUGCUGUCGCUCGCAGCGCGUUACAAAUUGGAGCCCGAGGAGGCGGCUAGCAGAUUAGCAGGUUACUUCAAGAAGCUAGGUGCAGACCUAGUCUUAGACAUGACGGUGGCAGAGGACCUGGUGCUGUUAGAAGCGCAGCAGGAGUUCCUCCAGCGGUACCAGAACCAGCAGCACGAGCCCACGGCGCGCCAUCUACCCAUGCUCGCUAGCUCCUGCCCAGGCUGGGUAUGCUACGCCGAAAAGACCCACGGCUCCUUCAUCCUCCCCCACAUCUCGACCACCAAGUCCCCUCAACAGACCAUGGGCUCGCUCGUGAAGCAACUGCUCGCGUCGCGCCGCGAGGUGGGCCCCGGCGAGGUGUACCACGUCACGGUGAUGCCGUGCUACGACAAGAAGCUGGAGGCGUCGAGGGAGGACUUCUAUAGCGACCUCACCAACUGCCACGACGUCGACUGUGUUAUUACUGCUAUCGAGUUGGAACAGAUGUUGGGUCCCACCGAGCUCGGAGACGCGCCGCUGUCGCCGCUGGACUGGCCGUGGGGGGAGCCGCCCGGCGCGGGGCUCCGCGGACACGUCGGCACCGGCUCGGGGGGCCUAGCGGACCACAUCUUCUUGUACGCCGCUGAACAGCUGUUUGGAGAGACUAAGGCGGAGCUGGUUUAUAGGAAUUUGAGAAACCCAGAUUUUCGAGAAGUGACCCUCGAAAAGGACGGUGUAGAGGUCCUCCGGUUCGCGAUCGCCAACGGGUUCCGUAACAUACAAAACCUGGUUCAGAAGAUGAAGCGCGGCAAGUCGCCGUACCACUACGUCGAGGUCAUGGCGUGCCCUUCAGGUUGCCUGAACGGCGGUGCUCAGGUGCGGCCCGUGGCGGGCGAGAGCGGCCGCGAGCUGGUGGCCAACCUCGAGAAGCUGUACCGGGGCCUGCCUGUCUCCGUCCCUGCUGAAAACAAAUUGGUUCGGAGGUUAUACACUGAAUGGCUAGACGGGCGAGACUCGGACAAGGCGCGAGCGAUGCUGCACACCUCCUACCACGCCGUUGAAAAAUCCGACGUCGCGCUCAACAUCAAGUGGUGAAUUCAACCUUAAGGGUACUGUGCUAAAGUCGCUUUUACCUUGAGACUGUUUCCGUCGUAGUUACAUCGCGUUUAAGUGAUAAUUUAUACUUUAAGCGUACAGUGCUAGAGUUCAUUUUAUAUUAUAAGCAAUGUGUUGACUACAUCGUUAUCCCAUGUGGCUUUAAACAUUGUACCAAUUUUAACCUUAAUCUUACAGCGUUAAAGUCGUGUUUGCUUUGCAAGCUAAGUUUGCAAUAUCCUCAGAACCACAUCAAAUGGUGAUUUCGACUUUAAAGUCUAGUGAUAAAGUCCAGUUCACUUUGUAAGUGGAGUGUUGACAAAUUAGUGAGGUUGUUUGUAUCAUAAAUGUGAUACCAAUUUGAUCGUAGCAGGAGCUACCGUGUGACUGUUUUGAAUUCGCCACGACUAGAAUCGAAUCAGUUUAUU
Molecule: messenger RNA, 1956 nt
Organism: Cydia splendana
Lineage: Eukaryota; Metazoa; Arthropoda; Insecta; Lepidoptera; Tortricidae
Product: probable cytosolic Fe-S cluster assembly factor GI11683
Exons: 9
Coding region: 89-1528 (479 amino acids)
Biological process (GO): iron-sulfur cluster assembly
Cellular component (GO): cytosolic [4Fe-4S] assembly targeting complex
Source: RefSeq, a predicted model, not a curated record